Messenger RNA from Lottia gigantea (owl limpet), 276 nucleotides. RefSeq lists its product as hypothetical. The annotation marks the transcript as partial. Lineage: Eukaryota; Metazoa; Mollusca; Gastropoda; Lottiidae. The transcript has 2 exons. The record is from RefSeq and is a predicted model, not a curated record.
AUGGGGUCCCAUAUCAUAGACAUUCUCCUGCAGGGAAUAUGGGCCUCUCUGACUGGGGGAUGGUUUUUUGAUCCAAAUCUUGGAAUAUUUUGCAACACAUUUCAUUUCUAUUUAUGGAUGUUUCUUCUGGCCUUUCCAUUGAUUAUACAUUUAACAUUAGAAUCAUCAAUAGGAAUAUGGGCUAUUUAUUGUGGUGUUGUAGCUGUGUUGUUCUCUGUUUUAAAAUUUGUAAAUUAUCAUCUUCAUCGUAUGUAUGAUACUGGGGAGUUGAUACAG